AUCUACAAGCCCCAGUUUACUAACCACUGACAACACCCUAGAGCGCUCUUUUUUCAUCCGAAUGAAAUCUACACUGACCAAGCGAGGAGUGCACAUCAAAUCGUCAGGAUACAAGGUGAUUCAUAUAACAGGCCGGUUACGUCUGAGAGUGUCACUGUCUCACGGACGGACAGUGCCCAGCCAAAUCAUGGGACUUGUUGUCGUUGCUCAUGCUUUGCCACCUCCUACAAUUAAUGAAGUCAGGAUUGACUGCCACAUGUUUGUCACUCGCGUGAAUAUGGACCUCAAUAUCAUUUACUGUGAAAAUAGGAUUAGUGAUUACAUGGAUCUGACCCCUGUAGAUAUCGUAGGAAAGAGAUGUUACCACUUCAUUCAUGCUGAAGAUGUGGAAGGCAUCAGACAUAGUCACUUAGACUUGCUGAAUAAGGGUCAAUGUGUAACAAAGUAUUACCGCUGGAUGCAGAAGAAUGGAGGUUAUAUUUGGAUACAGUCUAGUGCAACCAUAGCUGUCAAUGCCAAGAAUGCAAGUGAGAAGAAUAUCAUCUGGGUCAAUUACCUUCUUAGUAACCCAGAGUACAAGGACACUCCAAUGGAUAUUGCACAACUUCCUCAUCUGCCAGAGAAAACCUCAGAAUCCUCAGAAACCUCUGACUCUGAAUCGGACUCAAAGGACAACUCAGAGGACAAUGAGAACUCAAAGUCAGAUGAGAAAGGAAACCAGUCGGAAAACAGUGAAGACCCUGAAUCUGACAGGAAAAAGCCAGGAAAUCAGUCGGAUAACGAAAUGAACUGUAAUGAUGAUGGGAACAGCUCCAGCAACCAGGACAGCAGGGACAGUGAUGACAGCUUUGAAAACUCUGACUUCGAGAAUCAGAAGGCCCCUGAGGACAGUUUUGGCACUCUUGGCUCUAUGCAGAUCAAGGUGGAGCGCUACGUUGAGAGUGAGUCAGACUUGCGGUUGCAGAACUGUGAAUCACUGACCUCGGACAGUGCCAAGGACUCAGAUAGUGCAGGGGAAGUAAAUGCCCAGUCUUCCAGCAAACAUCAAAAGAGGAAGAAGAGGAGAAAAAAGCAAAAGGGAGGCAGCAUGAUCCGGAGGAGGCUGUCAAGCACCUCAAGUCCAAAUGGACUUGACUCAGCUUUGGUGGACCAGCCCCAGCUGCUCUCGUCACCAAACAGUGCCUCAGUGCUCAAAAUUAAAACAGAAAUCUCAGAACCUAUCAAUUUUGAUAAUGAUAGCAGUAUUUGGAAUUACCCACCCAACAGGGAAAUCUCAAGGAAUGAAUCACCCUACAGUAUGACCAAGCCCCCCAGCUCCGAGCACUUCCCUUCCCCCCAAGCCAGCAGUAGUUUACAUGUCUCCAUUCCAGACUCCGUUCUCACCCCACCGGGGACUGAAAAUACUGCCAGCCGUAAAACUCAGUUCAGCACCUCAUCCAACUCAGCCUUGGCUCCUGUGUCCUCUGACCCUUUGUCACCCCCGCUUUCGGCGUCUCCACGGGACAAACAUCCAGGAGGUCCCACAACUUCCAACUCUUUGUUGUACACUGGGGACCUGGAAGCCCUUCAGAGGUUACAAGCAGGCAAUGUGGUGCUUCCUUUGGUUCACAGGGUAACGGGAACCCUUGCUGCGACCAGCACUGCUGCUCAGAGGGUCUACACCACUGGCACUAUUCGGUAUGCUCCAGCUGAAGUUACUCUAGCCAUGCAGGGCAACCUCCUCCCCAACACCCACGCUGUUAACUUUGUUGACGUUAACAGCCCCAGCUUUGGGCUGGAUCCUAAAACACCGAUGGAAAUGCUCUACCACCACGUUCACCGACUCAAUAUGUCGGGACCGUUUGGAAGCGCUGUGAGCGGGGCCAGUCUGACCCAAAUGCCUGCAGGGAAUGUGUUCACAACUGCCGAAGGACUUUUUUCCACUCUUCCAUUUCCUGUGUACAGCAAUGGCAUUCACACUACACAGACUCUGGAACGGAAAGAGGAUUGAAAUAUGACCACAUACUGUGUUCAGUGUUAUACUCUGAGGCAUAGACUAUGUUUUAAUUUAGACCUUUAAUUCUAGCACUUUGAAUUUGAGCAGGUCAGCUUAUUCUCUCAAUACGAUGGUCCCCAUUUCAUUCCCUUUCUCUUUAACUUGACUUAUUCUUUAAUGUAAAGAUAUUUUUUUAUUUUUGCCUUCAGAGAGUCGAAGUACCAGUUGCCUGCCAUUUUGUCUUCUUCUAAGAUGUGUGUUUUUUCCUUUGCAUCUUUAUUAAGAUGCCUUUAAUAUGUGUAUGCCUCUGCCAUAGAAUACUCAGUGUUGUGGUAAAGAGAUUUUAAAGUGACAAGCAUUGGUUUUACUUCAAAAUGAUCUUGAUAUGAUCAAGAUUAAAAGAGACAAGCAUAAACAAUGUGCCCUGUUUGACUAAGUCAAAUGAAAAGGGGUUUUUGUUCCUAAUUCCUUUAAAAUAGGGGAUAGUAUUUUAGAAUUUUAUGCAGAGUUUAAUUCUCUUUUUAUGGUUAAGAUUUUUCUUACUUGCACAUAAAAUAAUUUGGGUUCUUAAAAAGUUAAUUUCUGGCCUGUGACUAGAAUGUUAAAAAGUUGGACUAAAUGUUAAUUACUGAAACUUUAACUUAAUUUCUAAAACCAUGGUGCUAUCAUUUAUUAAUCUGUAAUGUCUUCAUACAAUAUGCAGCUUGUGGGCUGGGUUUUUUGGAAAGAAUGUGUUCCGUACUGGUUUAUAGUCAGGUGCUGCAGUCUCCUUGGUUAGUUAAGACAAAAGCCCUCAUUAACAUUUGCUGCAGGACUUAAAUUUUUUACCUCCAAACUAACAAGCAUAGCCUCACAUCAAAUUUAAAUGGGUCAGGAAGCCUUUUUCAAAAAGAGCUUAAAAACAAAAAACUCAAUUUAAUUGACGCGAGGAGCAGUUUCUUAGGUGCAUAUUGUUUUGCUUUAUUUUUUUCUCAGUGUAACUGAGGCUAAUUUUACAACAUCAAAUAACACUUCAGAGUAA
Molecule: messenger RNA, 2996 nt
Organism: Apaloderma vittatum (bar-tailed trogon)
Lineage: Eukaryota; Metazoa; Chordata; Aves; Trogoniformes; Trogonidae
Gene: NPAS3
Product: neuronal PAS domain protein 3
Exons: 6
Coding region: 62-1990 (642 amino acids)
Biological process (GO): regulation of transcription by RNA polymerase II
Molecular function (GO): DNA-binding transcription factor activity, RNA polymerase II-specific; RNA polymerase II transcription regulatory region sequence-specific DNA binding; protein binding
Source: RefSeq, a predicted model, not a curated record